Messenger RNA from Acipenser ruthenus (sterlet), 4862 nucleotides. Its product is annotated as zinc finger protein 383-like. Lineage: Eukaryota; Metazoa; Chordata; Actinopteri; Acipenseriformes; Acipenseridae. Gene Ontology annotation, cellular component: nucleus. The transcript has 3 exons. The coding region runs from base 343 to 1494 and encodes 383 amino acids. The record is from RefSeq and is a predicted model, not a curated record.
GACACGCCCACUAGAAGUGACGCUUACAUUUCGUUAGAGGAAAUUGAAACGUUUGGUUUGUUUAUCCUGAGGAGAGAAGGACGAGUGCAGCUGAUUUUACAGCAUUUUAUUUUUUUAAAAGUGUUAGUUCCAAAACAAAGGGAAAGAGUGCAUUUUCUGUUUUAUUUAAGAACUGACACAGUGAAGCGCGAACAUUACUCCUCGCAAAAGUAAAACGAGUCUGUUUUCUCUCUUUAUCGCAGCAGAACAAGUGCUGAUUUCAUAUGAAUGUCAUUUUUCAAAAAAUAAAGUAAAGUCAAAGAGGAUUCCGCUACUCGAGUCUCAAGCUAACAGUCAGUGAAGAUGGACGUCAGCGUCUCCGUGUCGUUCUUUCAAGACGAGCUCGCCUCUACCAUCGAGCACGCAGUGAAAGCGGCUGUAGACACCGUCUUGUGCCAAAUCACAAAAGUUGUCGGCGGCAAAUUCACUGAAUUCCGAAUGGAAAUGGCUGGAAAGGAGAAAGAGAAUGAAAGUCUGAAGCUGAGAUUGGAAAUAUCAGAGAGCGAGUUGAAAGCAGUGCGGGAAUGCAUGAACGCUGCAGAUGCAGACAUUAAACAACCUCUCAGAAACAUGAACCCCGACUGCAAUGAACAAGACUUUCAGAGGAACGAGAACCUGGGAUUAUUUCAAGAUCCCACAGCUUACACACAAGAGGAGUCCUUUGACCAGGAGUGGCGUGCAAGUCUAAAGCAGGUUACAGAGCUGACAUGUGUUAAAGAUGAAGAGGUCCCUCGACUGGAAUGUGUUCCUAUUAAAGAGGAAUUCAUAGAACAGGAAUGUGUCCCCAUCACAGAGGAAGUUCCUACUGAAAAUAAUGUCUGCACACUUGAGGAGAACAACCAGCUGGGAUCCAGCCUGUGUGAUGAUUGUCCACCUGAAUGUGAACUGGGAUUUAGAGCUGCUAAAGGAUAUCACACAGGAGGCAUUCAGUUUCCCUGUGCUGAUUGUGGGAAGAGUUUCAGUUGUUUAUCACAGCUUCAAAUCCACCAGCGCGUUCACACAGGAGAGAACCCUUAUCACUGUACUGAGUGUGGGAGGAGUUUCACGCAGUUACAGAAUCUUAAGAGACACCAGUGCAGUCACACAGGAGAGAAACCUUAUCACUGCACCGAGUGUGGGAGGAGUUUCACACAGUCACAAAAUCUUAAAAUCCAUCGGCGCAUUCACACAGGAGAGAAACCUCAUCACUGCAUUGAGUGUGGGAAGAGAUUCACACAGUUACAAAAUCUUAAAACACACCAGCGUGUUCACACGGGAGAGAAACCUCAUCACUGCACCGAGUGUGGGAAGAGUUUCACGCUUUUACAAAAUCUUAAAACACACAUGCGCAUUCAUACAGGAGAGAAACCUUAUCACUGUGCUCUGUGUGGGCUGCGAUUCACAUAUUUAAGUUCCUUGAAAAUCCACCAGCGGACUCACAAAAACAGUAAUCUUAUCAAUGUACUGAAUUUCUGAAGUUUCCAUCACUUAGCAAAACUUAAAAGACGCCAUAAAAUUCACACGCAAGUUCAGUCAGUGAAGGACACAAGGGAAUUCACAGAAUUACAGCACACUUUUUUCAAAUUAAUAGUACACAAAACAACAAAAUAGUUCAUGUUGCCGCAUUAGCAAGCUAUGAUACCAACGGUACCUUGCAUAUACUGCACACAAUAAAGAAAUACAUCAAUUUGAAAUGUACAUAGAAUAGUUACAGUGUUGUACACGUGGCUGCAAGAAAAACACAUAGCCCAGAAGAAUAACCUGAGUGAAAAUGGACAUGUCACGUGGUAUGGCCGCCAUAUUGGAUUCUCCAUGCGUUUUUGACAAUAUUCAAAGAUCUUCUCUGAAGCGGCUUAUUGCAUAGAUAUGAAUCUUGGUGUAUAAAGUCAUAUACUAAUGUACAUUAAUUGUUAUAAGACAUUCUCUUAAUGCAUUUACUCUGUUUGAAUAGCUGUAAGCUACUGAUAGUAAGCAUACGUAAAAUUAUCCUUUCCAAUUAACAAAAUAUUCAUAUGAUUUCCAUUUUCGUAAGUCUGAAACCAUAAUUUGUUGUGCUGUAAAUGCUUGGAAGCCAUAAAGUUGCCUGCAACUUCUAUUUAUUUAUUUAUUUAUUUAUUUAUUUAUUUAGUUAGUUAGUUAGUUAACAGAAAAAAAAACCUAGGGAAAUGGGGUUGGAAGUGUAUCAUAUUUUGAAAAGAUUUUGCUAGGAGUAACACUGUAAUUUUAGAACAUUUAUUGUACUGUAUACCUGGUUUGCAUUACUAGUUUCUGUGUUGUAUUCAUGCAGUCUAGCCACACGCAAUGGCACCUCAUUUAUCUGCAGAUUUCACACAUCCGUGGACCUGUGUCCUCCCAAGCGUGCGGAUAAACUGUACUGUAAAGUUCCACUGUACAGCUUUAUUUUUGAUAUGCAGAACAUAAGAAAGUUUCCAAACGAGAGGAGGCCAUUCAGCCCAUCUUGCUCGUUUGGUUGUUAGUAGCUUAUUGAUCCCAGAAUCUCAUCAAGCAGCUUCUUGAAGGAUCCCAGGGUGUCAGCUUCAACAGCAUUACUGGGGAGUUGGUUCCAGACCCUCACAAUUCUCUGUGUUGAAUUGUACAUCAUCGUUGAAAAGAUCCACCAGGGGAGGAGUUGAGACGGCACCAAGUUAAUGUUUUUCCCCCUUUCAGUGAAAGACUGUUGUUUGAUCAGAACAGAGGGACGAAGAGGAAUACAAAUAAAUUCAAUGCAGUCUAUUUUUCAACAUUUUUUAAGGGCUGUGUUGGAAAGGGGUGGAUAUUGUGCAGACUUGUCCUUGUGUUUUUCUGUAGCGUUUACAAACCGCUAAAAAUACAUUAUCUGAAGUGAGAGAUUCCCUAGUUUUGUUUUCAUUUAGACAGAUUUAUUCCAGCUUGGAGACUAAUGUAGCUUGAAAUUUUAUAUUCUUUUUCAUGGGCAUUUCUUACAUUUCCAUAGAAUCCCUUAGUAUUUUAUAAAGAUUUUCUUAAGAUGUGCAUUUUUCACAGUUGAGACAAUUAUUAUUUUUUUUGUUUCAGCCAGGCCUGAAAGACAGCGAUUUUUAUUUUAUUUAAAUUUUUUGGUAUUUCUUUCUGUUUUGCUAUCUUUCCAGUUUAUUUAAUUGUUCUUCAUCCAAAUCAGCAUGUCACUACUUUUGGCAUUUUUUUUGAUGGUAAUUGGUCACUCAGUUUUAUAGUUACUGUACACCUGUAACAGUAAACAAGAUGUCUACCGGUUCUUUAAAUUCUGUGAGGCAGCGCAGUGAUUUCUAAUCAUGUGGUGAGGCUCCAACUGUCCGUAUAGAUCCAGUAUACGGACAGCUGGAACCUCGCUCGACCAAUCACAUGGCUUGUUUCACGAUCCAUUGCCAGACCUUGUUAUUUUAUAUAAAAAUAUAAAAUAACAAAUUAUGGAUUCGGUUUUGGAUUCGGCCCGAAUACCUACUUUUUGAGCAGAGUUCGGAUUAGGAAUACUGAGGAUUCAGUGAACCGAAUCCGAAUCCUAUAUAUCCGCUCAGAUGCACAUCCAUUUUAAUAUAUCCCUCCAAUGUGUGCGAUUCUUCUUUAAAUAAAAGACAUGAAUCCGGUAUUGAACGUAACUGUUGUAUUUAAUAACAAGAACACGUCUGAUGAACUCUGUCAUGACUCUCAACUCCCUAAAUUACUGGUGGUGCACACACUAAACACACACAGCUGCUGAAUCCAAACAUACCCCUGUAUGCAACAGCACAGUCACAUGACACUUUUCAUGGAGUAAAGUUAUGCAGUAAACCUGUAAUAUAUAGUAACGACAAACUGUUGUAGACUUUUGUGCUUUGUUGCUUUGUCUGUCAAACGUGUUCUAGAGAUCAUACUGAGAUUAAAAUAAAUAAAAUCGGUGCACAGAAACAUAUAUUUUUUGUAACUUUACAACUGUCAGAUGAAAAAGAUUAAUUCUCAAACUGAACGCAGUAGGGAUUCAAGGAAAUGCAUGCACAUGGAUUAGGGAGUGGUUAACAUGUAGAAAACAGAAAGUACUGAUUAGAGGAGAAACCUCAAAAUGCAGCGAGGUAACCAGUGGUGUACCGCAGGGAUCAGUAUUAGGUCCUCUGCUAUUCCUAAUCUACAUUAAUGAUUUAGAUUCUGGUAUAGUAAGCAAACUCGUUAAAUUUGCAGACGACACAAAAAUAGGAGGAGUGGCAAACACUGUUGCAGCAACAAAGGUCAUUCAAAAUGAUCUAGACACCAUUCAGAACUGGGCAGACACAUGGCAAAUGACAUUUAAUAGAGAAAAGUGUAAAAUAUUGCAUGCAGGCAAUAAAAAUGUGCAUUAUAAAUAUCAUAUGGGAGAUACUGAAAUUGAAGAAGGGAACUAUGAAAAAGACCUAGGUGUUUAUAUUGACUCAGAAAUGUCUUCAUCUAGACAAUGUGGGGAAGCUAUAAAAAAAAGGCCAACAAGAUGCUUGGAUAUAUUGUGAAAAGUGUUGAAUUUAAAUCAAGGGAAGUAAUGUUAAAACUUUACAAUGCAUUAGUAAGACCUCACCUAGAAUAUUGUGUUUUGGUCACCUCGUUACAAAAAGAAUAUUGCUGCUCUAGAAAGAGUGCAAAGAAGAGCGACCACAGUUAUCCCGGGUUUAAAAGGCAUGUCGUAUGCAGACAGGCUAAAAGAAUUGAAUCUAUUCAGUCUUGAACAAAGAAGACUACGCGGCGAUCUGAUUCAAGCAUUCAAAAUCCUAAAAGGUAUAGACAAUGUCAACCCAGGGGGCUUUUUCAACCUGAAAAAAGAAACAAGGACCAGGGGUCACAAAUGGGAGAUUAGAUAAAGGGGCAUUCAGAAGAGAAAAUAGGAGGCACUUUUUUUACACAGAGAA